AUGAGGUCCGGCCUGCUGAGGGCGCUGCAGAGCGCCAACAUCACUAUCAACACACAGAUCAACAGGCACGCGUGGGUAAGCUGGAUCUUCGUCUACCUCGCAGAACUCAUCUUCUUCACAGCCUACCGGUUGAGCAACCUCAGCGAUCUGGUCAAGUCGUCGGCGUCACCUGAUGAAGACGCGACUGCAGUUCGAGUUUAUGGAGUUCUACUCGGUAUUGUCCAGGACUUUGUCGUUAUCAGCGUUUUAGUUGUGGUUCUCUCGGGCUUCGACGCGACUAUCAAUCGAUCGUCGUGUUGCAACGACACAGCGCCGAACGGGUGCCUCGACUGCUUCACGCAUGGAAUCCCCUUCCUAUCGCGGAUGAAGCUGGUGUUCAAGCGUUUGCUGCGGUUUUGCGUCGUCUACGUGGCUUGUUUGCUGUCCGUGGCAUUAUUUUCGCUGGAUGUGGUGACUGUGCGGAGUUAUCGUCGACGAUACGAGUUCGGCUGGGACUCGAGAGAUGAAGAGAUUGGAGUCAUCGCGGCAGUGAUUUUGGUGUGGUUUGAUCUCACAAGGUGGACGCCUCUUAACUCUGCGGAGAAAUGGAGGAGCAGACGCAACCAAGGACUGCCAACAGCGAUCAAUUCUCGAGAAUCCGUCAACUAUCUUGUCAUGGAUCCGGAUGAAUUCUUCGACUCGGACGACAAUGAGAACCUGAGUGCGUUCUUCGACUCCAACAAUCGACCGAUACACGGGACGCAGCCCCCACAGCCGCGCGCAAUUUUGUCGGACGAUAGACGCGACUUACCGACCCCGAAGUGGAAGUUUACAUUUGUUGGUCUUGGCCUAGCACUCACAAUUUUUAUCGCAGUGCCGCUGCUAGUGCUGCUUAUCACAAGUUACUGCCCCCCGACUGUGGCGAGUAUCGCGCUCAAUUCAAACUUGAACGAGCCCAUUCGUGCCAUCACCACACUCUCGUUCGCUCGCAGCUGA
Messenger RNA from Phytophthora sojae, 975 nucleotides. RefSeq lists its product as hypothetical. Lineage: Eukaryota; Oomycota; Peronosporomycetes; Peronosporales; Peronosporaceae. The transcript is spliced from 2 exons. The record is from RefSeq and is a predicted model, not a curated record. The coding region runs from base 1 to 975 and encodes 324 amino acids.